This is a messenger RNA of Cetraspora pellucida, 807 nucleotides long. The record is from the annotation of a GenBank genome assembly. NCBI's taxonomy places the organism in Eukaryota, Fungi, Glomeromycota, Glomeromycetes, Diversisporales, Gigasporaceae.
AUGGAUUCAGAAUAUUUAGCUCAACCAAGUAAAAUUUCUAUCGAUAUACAUGUAUUUCAAGAAUUAAUUCAAUAUAAAGAAGAUGCUUUAAAAUUAGAAUUUGAAAAAAAUCAAUAUAUUCUUGAAAUUAAUAAUCUAAAUCAUAUAAUUGAAAAUUUAAACAAUAAUAUUAUUGCAAUUCAAUAUAAAAAUUCUAUUGAAAUUUCAGAAUUAAAAAAUUAUUAUGAACCUGGAAUUUUUAAUUUAAAAAAUAAAUAUAAUGAAAUUUUACAAAAUAAUAAAAGUGAAAUUUCAAAUUUAAAAAAUUAUUAUGAAAAUGAAAUUAUAAAUCUAAAAACUAAUUAUGAAACUGAAAUAUUAAAUUUAAAAAAUUAUAAUAAAUCUGAAAUUUUUAAAUUAAAAGAUGAUUAUAAUCAAAGUAAAAAUGAUUAUAAUAUUAAAAUAAUUAAUUUAAAAAAUAAAAUUUUUUCUUUGGAACAAGAAUUAAAAAAUCCAUCUAUAGAUUUAUUUUCAAAUUUUUUUGAAGAAAAUAUUAAUAAUUUAUCUAAUUUAUUAUGCAAAAAACAAUAUGAAGAAAAAUGUUUUCCACCUACAGAUUCAUUUGAAUUUAUGAAUAUGAUUGAUUCUUUUAAUUUAAAACCAUUUGUUUUAAUAUUUUUUAAUAUAUUUAAAUCUAAUAUUAAUCAAAGUUCAAAAUCUAUUGAAAAACUUAAAAUUAGAAUAAUGUUAUUAAUGUAUCAUUUAGCUGGAUUAAAAAAUAACAAAAUUACUAAUGUAAAAAAUUCAAUUGGAAGUUUUUUUACUUAA